Molecule: messenger RNA, 1176 nt
Organism: Suncus etruscus (white-toothed pygmy shrew)
Lineage: Eukaryota; Metazoa; Chordata; Mammalia; Eulipotyphla; Soricidae
Gene: NCF1
Product: neutrophil cytosolic factor 1
Exons: 11
Coding region: 1-1176 (391 amino acids)
Biological process (GO): superoxide anion generation; respiratory burst
Cellular component (GO): cytoplasm; NADPH oxidase complex
Molecular function (GO): protein binding; superoxide-generating NADPH oxidase activator activity; phosphatidylinositol binding
Source: RefSeq, a predicted model, not a curated record
AUGGGGGACACCUUCAUCCGCCACCUUGCCCUCCUGGGCUUCGAGAAGCGCUUUGUGCCCAGCCAGCACUACGUGUACAUGUUUUUGGUGAAGUGGCAGGACCUGUCUGAGAAGGUGGUCUACAGGCGCUUCUCCGAGAUUUAUGAGUUUCAUAAACUGCUGAAGGAGAUGUUUCCCAUCGAGGCAGGAGACAUCAACCCCGCAAAUAGGAUCAUCCCCCACCUCCCUGCCCCUCGGUGGUUCGACGGCGGACAGCGGGUGGCAGAGAGCCGCCAGGGCACCCUGACCGAGUACUGCAACACGCUCAUGGGGCUGCCCCCCAAGAUCUCCCGCUGCCCUCACCUCCUGGACUUCUUCCAAGUGCGCCCCGAAGACCUCAAGCUCCCUGCUGCGGACAGCCAGGUGAAGAAGCCUGAGACAUACCUGACGUCCAGUGAUGGCCAGAGCAAUGCAGCAGAUAUCACGGGUCCCAUCAUCCUGCAGAGCUACCGGGCUAUUGCUGACUACAAGAAGAACUCAGGGACCGAGUUGGACCUGGCGGCUGGUGACACAGUGGAAGUGGUGGAGAAGGGCGAGAGUGGCUGGUGGUUCUGCCAAAUGAAGAUGAAGCGUGGGUGGGUCCCUGCAUCCUACCUGGAGCCCCUGGACAGCCCCGACGAGGCUGAGGACCCAGAGCCCAACUAUGCAGGUGAGAGCUACAUGAGCAUCAGGGCAUACGAGGCACAGGAGGACGACGAGCUGACACUGCAGGAGGGCGAAGUGGUCGAAGUCAUCCAUAAGCUGCUGGACGGCUGGUGGGUCGUCAGAAAAGAAGAUGCCACCGGCUACUUCCCCUCCAUGUACUUGCAGAAGGCGGGAGAGGACCAGGCCCAAGCCAAGCGCCAGAUCAAGGGCAGAGGGGCGCCGCCCCGCAGGUCGUCCAUUCGCAACGCGCACAGCAUCCACCAGCGUUCUCGGAAGCGCCUCAGCCAGGACACCUACCGGCGCAACAGCGUUCGCUACCUGCAGCAGCGCCGGGGCCAGGUUCGGCCGGGCCCGCAGAGCCCCAGGAGUCCCCUGCGUGAGUUAGAGCAGCCGCAGAAGCCGCAGCCUGCGGUGCCCCCGCGACCCAGCGCGGACCUCAUCCUGCACCGCUGCACCGAGAGCACCAAGAGGAAACUGGCGUCCGGGGUCUGA